Messenger RNA from Patella vulgata (common limpet), 7211 nucleotides. RefSeq names its product integrator complex subunit 1. Bases 89 to 6391 code for a protein of 2100 amino acids. Gene Ontology annotation, cellular component: integrator complex. Lineage: Eukaryota; Metazoa; Mollusca; Gastropoda; Patellidae. Gene Ontology annotation, biological process: U2 snRNA 3'-end processing. The transcript is spliced from 46 exons. The record is from RefSeq and is a predicted model, not a curated record.
UGUACCGGUAUUAUUGAAAUGGCCGUCAAAUGGAUAUUUUCUAAUAUUUAAAACGAAUUAUAGGACAACAAUAUUAUUGAGUUAAACAAUGGACAGAAAUAAAGCUCCUCCUGGGAAGCGACCUCUCAAAGGAAAAGGGCAUUUACCAUCUGGAGAAUUUGUUGCCUUAGGUAAAACUUCUGGAGCUACUGAGGUCAGGCGAUCAACUAGCCCUCAGCCCAUUGGACGAAAAAUCCAGUCAAACGAACGUAAAAGAGAAGCACCCAGUAGCUCUUUAUCGGGGACAAGUAAAAAACCCAAAUUAUCACCACAGACAUUUACACCUCUUGGACGAUCAGAUUCAGAUAAACGAAGUUCUCCAGCACCUGUUGUUCAUCAAUAUGAAGAAUCGGCCAUUGAUGUAAAUUCUGGAGAUCUAUAUAAUGAGAUAGUAGAAGCUGAAAUUGAUGGUGAUGAUGAGCGGGUAGAGGGUUUAUUAUGUGGUGCUGUAAAACAUCUGAAAACAAAUCGUUCUAAACCAGAUCAGAUUAUAUACCUCACUACAAUGUAUCUGGCCAAAACUAAAUCAGCUUUAUUCUGUAGUGAAGUUGUUAUAGAUGCAUUUUGCAGUUUAUUGAAAAGAGAUAUGUCUAUCAACUUUAAGUCGAAAGGCAAUCCACUGGUUUCAGUUUUUGCGUGCAAUGUUUUACUGUCAGCUUUUGCUGAAGAAGAAAAUUGGCCAGAUAAUUUUGUCAAGGUUUAUGUGGAAGAUUCACUAGGUGAAAGAGUCUGGGUUGAUAGAGAUGAUUGUAAAAGUUUUGUCGAUAACAUCCAGACAGCCUUUGGUACAAAGAUUCCACCUAAGAAUUUAUUGGUCGGUUCAGGUGAUUCUAAAGAACAAACCAGCCCCUCAAGUCCUCAUGUCAAUCUAUUUGAAGAUGAAGAUACAUCUAAAGGAUCAGAAGGUGGUGACAGUAUUAAAAGUAAUAUGUCUGAAGAUACCACACCUGUCUUUCAACGAUAUCCAUAUCAGCAGGAACAUAUUGAGUCCUAUAUAUUAGAUUUAAUCCGUGAACAAUUAAAUCGUAGACAACCCAUGGAUUCUACGGCAAGAAAUUUAAUACGAUUAAUGUCAGCUACAUGUGGUUAUAGUGAAGUCAGAACAAUGGCCAGUCAAAGAUUAGAAAUGUGGCUACAAAAUCCUAAAUUAGCGAGAACAUCGCAGGAUUUGUUGAUGUCAGUUUGUAUGAACUGUGUCAAUCAUGAUAAAACUGAUCUAGAAGUUAUCGCACAGUUGAUUAAAAUACGUCUUAAAACUAAACCACUGAUUAACCAUUAUUUAAACUGCAUGAGGGAAUUAUUAUCUGGUCAUCCGGAGAACUUAAAGAUGAUCUUAACGCACACAAUUUAUAAUGAGCUGUCUAACGCUCGUAACCCUAAUAACAUGGCCUUAUUAGGAGUUAUAUUCACAUCAUCUACAGAGCAAGCAUCAAAGAUUUUAGCAGAGAUUUUCCAGGAUUUGUUAACCAAUAAAGAUGAUUAUUUAAGAGCUUUACGAGCACUUUUCCGUGAAAUUAUUCGGUCUUUACGACAUGAGUUUAGUUUUCCAGCAUUCUGCUUAAGUUUGAUGUCAGAGCGAACUGAAGCCAAGUUCAGUGAGAUAGACAUGGAGCGCUAUGUGAUGUCAAUAACAGAUUUAAUAACACUGUCUAUAUUAUUAGGCAUAUCACCUGCUAUAAGAGAGGCUGUGUCUGCUGUGGCAAGAGGAGAUAACAAAGACUUAGAAAUUCUGCAGACAUAUAAAAAUCAAGUGGCUGUAAUACAGAGAGAUAGUGUCUGGUGGUUACAUACAGUUGUGCCGAAAUUACUGGAAGGGAAACCCACAGAAUAUGUUCAUUGUUUGCAUAAAGUUCUGUUUAUGGAAACACCUGAACAUUAUUAUAACAAAGAUAACUGGCCACCAGAAGGUGAUAGAAGUUUAAUGUUACGCUUAGCGACAGAAGUACCCGUACUGGAAGACACAUUAAUGAGGGUACUGGUGAUUGGUUUGUCAAGAGAAUUACAAUUUAGUGCUGCAGAUGCUGUAGAAUUAGCUGACCAACUUAUUAAACGUGCUGCUAGUCUAUAUCAUGAAUUUGGAAUGGAAGUAUUGCAAGUUGAGAGAUUAGAAUUAAUAGAUGCCUUGUUAAAUCUGUGUACUUAUAGAUACCCAGAAAAUAUAACACUACCUAAAGGAUAUACUCCACCUAAUCUAGCAAUAUCUGCAUUAUAUUGGAAAGGAUGGUUAAUGUUACUUACCUUAGCGGCUUAUAAUCCGAGUACAUUUGGUGUUGCUGCUUGGGAUAAUUAUUCUACAUUAAAAUUAAUGAUGGAGAUGGUGAUGACGAAUAAUUAUAAAUUUCCUCCACCAACGACAGCAACAGAUGAAAAACUGAUAGAUGAUAUUAAAGCUAGAGAAAGACAGAUAAAUCAGAAAGAGAUCCAAGAGAUAUUAGAGUUUGAGACACAUUUAGCUGCUGCUACAAGUAAAGUUACAAUAACAGAAGCUAAUAGUUUAUUAGUGGAUCAGCUUACUACUAUGGACCCUGGUGGAGUAGCAAGAUGUCCACCAGCUAAAGUAUUAGACCAGUUACAAGUGUUAAACAUGUCGUUAAAGAUUGGACAGAUGUUGUGUAGAAAUCGUAAUCCUGAUUUUCUUCUAGAUGUUAUACAGAGACAGGGUACGUCACAAUCUAUGCCUUGGUUAGCCGAGUUAGUUGAGUCUAGCGAAGGUUCAUUAGAUGUAUUACCUAUACAAUGUCUGUGUGAAUUUUUACUACAUGAAACAGAAGAAGAAGAGAAUAAAAUUGAUAUUCUCGAUGAAGAUUCUCAAAAAGCUGAUAAAUAUAGAAAAAAACAGAAAAAACUAAAACAGAAGCAGUUAUUGGGGCGAUUACAGGCAUUGGUUCAUGGUAAAGUUUCUGAUUCAAGGACUAUGUUUGAAGUAUUGGACUAUUUUUUACAAAGAUUGUCUUCCUCACAGUCAUCUUCUAGAACUCAGGCAAUUAAGGGCUUAUCUAUGGUGGUAUCUAGGUCAGAACUAGAUAAAGAUGUUGCUAUGGAAACUGACGAAGAGGAGACAACACACACCUGGUUGUUAAAACAUUUACCAUCUGUUCCAUUGUUCCAGGAAGUGAAAGGGCAGACAUGUUUAGCCCUCAGAAAUGCUUGUCAAAUAGAAACCAGUCCUAAUUUAAUCAGUGCUUACAUUAUCUUCCUGUCUCUUUAUGCCAUGGACCAAUCACUACAAGAUCUAGAUAACCUUGCUCUGGAUACAGCUCAAUUAAUUGUAGAAAGAACAUCAAUCAUUAAUCAUAUAUUACCAGCGGAAGGUACAAAACGUACACCAAUGGAAGAACAGACAUUGACAGCACUGGUUAAUCUAUACAUGACCUAUUUAAUCAAGGCUACAGAACAAGAUAAAGAAGCUUAUAAUUGGUCUAAUACGCAGGACCAGAUAAUAUUACAGUGGGAGUCUGGAAGAUCAGCCACCAUGCAUAUAUUAGCUGUACAUGCUAUGAUUAUAUUACUGACGUAUGGGGCACCUGAUGCUGAGAAUAAUCGCUAUGAUGAAUUUUUAUCAAUGUGGUUUCCUGAAAAAGGAAGUUUACCUACAGCCUUUCUCUUGGAUACUUCUGAAGAGGCAUUAUUACUUCCUGAUUGGCUAAAAUUGAAGAUGAUUCGUUCAAGUGUUGACAGACUAGUGAUGGCAGCUCUAGAAGAACUAGAACCAGCCCAAUUGUUGUUGUUUAUUCAAUCUUUUGGUAUACCCGUUAGUAGUAUGGGUAAAUUAUUACAUUGUUUAGAUCGCGCCAUGGAGACAGAUGCAGAGAGUUUACAACAAGCUGUAGUGGAUAAAGCUUAUAUGGCUCAACUUAUUGAGAUACAACACAUGCGCGGAGCAGAAGGAGGAGAUAAAUUCUACCAGUUAUUGACUCAAACCAGUCCUAGAAAAUCAGCAAAGAAAGCAAAUGAUGUCAUGGAAAGUGAAGAAACUGGUAAACCAUGGCUAAUAAAAGCAGAAAGUUCUUCCAAUCUUGUUUAUGGUCCAACUGAAUUAGUGCAGAUUCUUUUACAGAUAUUUUCUGUACAGAAGUCUUCUGACCCGCAAUCUGUUAGAUUACUACAAGAACUAAUUAAGACUAUUUCAAGUGAAGGAAAUAAGGCCAUCGAACUGAUACAAGUCAUUUUAAAGAUUUUACAGUCGGCUAAAGGAUCAGAAUUCAUGAAUCAACUUUUUACUUUAUCUACACGGUCUUGCCUGUUGUUUAAAAUCAUCAUCUCAAAACUGGGCAAAAAAUCAGAAGCAUUGAAAGACGUUCUACAAAUAUUGAAAGACUACUUCCAAGGUCAAAAGUCACCAUUGAUGUCUGUGAUUGGUCAGUAUUUUAAAGGUGAAAGGCCAGCCCAGGACCGGUCAUCAACUUCUUCCACCAACCCAGAUCUUUAUAAAACAAAGAGAAAAUUGGACACAAAAAAAUUCAUAUCAGGAUUAGAGAAACUUAGUAAUAGUGGUAGUAUUAAACUAGAGAAACUUGUUGAUAGUUGUAUGACAGAUACAAUACAGUCAUCAUCAUCUACAUCAUCAUCAUCAUCUAAUGCAGCCAACAUGGCUACUGAUAUCAUCUUAUAUUCACAACAAAGAAACACUAUUUCGCAAUCAGCAGCAUCUCUACUCAUUGAUUGGCUAGAAUUAUUGGAACCAGAACUUAUCCAAUCAAAUCCCACCUUGCAGCAAAAACUCAUAUUUGCUAAAGGUGUAACCAAUGGAAAGUCUUGUACUAGAAAACAGAAUCAUCCAUAUUUAUUGGCACUGUUGACACAUCAAGGAAGCUGGAAAACUUUAAAUAAAUGUAUAACUCAACUAUUACAGUCACAUGAAACAGAGUCAAGUUUUGAUCCAACAGCUGUACUAGAUUUUCUAUGGGCUUGCUUACACAUUCCAAAAAUAUGGCAGGGUAGAGAACAAAGUUCUAAAAGGACUGAACUUUAUGAAGAUGUGUUGGGAUUAACCGAUCAACAGAUUCUAUCUGUCGUAGAUUUUAUUAUUGAAGAAACAUCACAUGAUCAACAAUCAACCAAUGAGAGAAUAGAUAUGAGUAAAAGAAUGGAGUUGUUAAUUGUGAGUUUAUGUGGCAACGAUAAUAAAGUGAAACUAGUUGUGUCACAUGUACAAAAAAAAAUUACAGCUAAUAGUAUGAGAAAGAGAGAAUAUGAAGUAUUGUUACUGGAGUUAUAUUUACAAUUUCCUUAUUUAUUGAACUGGUUAUCUGAUCCUAAUGUUCUCCUUACACAAAUUUACAACUCAGAACAAGGCCAGAGUCAGCUUGAUGGGAUUUCACACAGAAUGAUAACAGCUUUAGGUCGAGCACGGGCUGGCAAGGCAGCAGAGAGUCGUAUGUACGACGCUAACAUAGCUUGCCGCAAACUGGCAUCAGAACAUCCCUUACUGAUUCUCAGGCAAUUACCUAUGAUAGCUGCAUUACUCCAGGGAAGAACAGAGUUACAUUUUACAGAAUUUCGUAACAAGAAUUAUUUGUUGUUAUUUUCACACGUCCUUGGAAUAUUAGAUAUACUCCAGCCUCAGAUAUUUACUUGUCAACAGUCAGGAUUAGCUGAAAUAUAUGAUGCUUAUUUUAGUCUUAUAGAGCGACAUGGUAGAGAUAAUCGUCAAUUAGGAGGGCUAAUUGUUAAAUUUGUUUCAUUUCUUCAAAACUUUGUCAGCUUUGAUUCUCAAAAAGCUGUGAAAUUGUUACAGAAAUAUGUCAAUAUUCUAAGUUCUGUGUCGCAAGUUUACCCAAGUAUAUCAGAAUUAAAAGCUUUAUUAGCCAGUUUAACUCUACCACCAUCUAGUCAAACAGAGGCUGGACCAAAGCAAGAGCGGACAACUCCCAUGGUAUCAACAAGUCAUACAGACACGUUAUGGACACCAGCCCAAUUGGCACCAUUCUUAAAGAAAUUCAGAAAGGGUACUCUAGAAGAAGUUCUGCAAGUAUUACAUGAUUUAGAUGAAACCAGUAAAAGACGUGUAGAAGUUCUCAGCCAUUUUGAGACAGAAUUACAGAAAUUGAUGUAUGAUGUGAAUGAUAGAUGUCGUAAUACAGCCUUUACACUCAUCAUGAGACAUAUUCGUCAAAACCCUAGGAGAUGCAGUGAGUUUGUGCCAAUAUUUUUACAAUGUAUUGAAAGUCGUAACCCAGAUGUUAUCCAAUCAGCUUUAAGUAAUCUCGCUGAAUUUACUGUUCUUGCACAAGAGCAUGCUCAGACCAUCUUACAGAAGACUUUUUUAGUGGGAAUCCGUUCAAAUGUGGAAACUAGUUCCUACAUCAGUGAGACCAUACAAUUACUCAAUCUCGAAACGGCGCAAUCAUAGUGACAAUUUAAAGUAAAAAUCAUCAAAUCAAAUAAUAUUUUGCUUCAAGAUGGAAAAACAGCAUGCAGAAAAAAUCAUCAAGAGAGUAAUAUUUAAACAGCCAGGAGUGGAAUCCUUGAAGAAGAUGCACCAAAAUAUUUUGGAUCAAUUUGAAGAUGGAUAAAUAAUGUGCCAACCACCAUAUAAUAUGUUAUAAGAUAUUAUUGGAACAGAUACUGUGUUAUUAAUAGAUGGACAAGUGUGUCAUUAUAAAUAAUUAAAGGUUACUAAAUACAAUCUAAAAAUUCUGUAACUAAUUUCAGAAAAAUUUAGGAUGGACAGAUUUCAAGACUUCAUUUUUAGGAGGUGCUUUAUUGUAUUUGGUUCCAAAUGGACCACAACUGAUCAUGUCUAAAUGUGUUUUUGUUAUCACCAAAAAGCUAUAAAAGUGGUUCUCAGAAAAGAUGGUGUGAAGUCACACUGCAGAACAUCUGGGCACCUCAAAGGUGCAAUUGAUUCAAAAGAUUCCCUAAAGUAGCUGUGUUAUGGUCUAAGCUUAUAUACAGUGAUCUCAAAGGAGCAAAAUGAGGUCAUGGUCACAUUUUCUGAAAUUCGCUAUAAAAAAUAAAAUAGUGAUGAGUAGUGACAUUGCAUGCACUAUUUAGAACUAACUGGGGCAACCUGAUGGGUAAGGUUAUGAGGAAACUGCUGAUAAAUUUUAAUAAAGUAAGUAUCCUCUGAAAACCAAACAUGGCGAUUGUUUAUAACUCUAUGCUAUGAUAAUGUUAUACAUACAUGUUUAUGUCUACAUUUAAUUGAAAAUUAAAAAAGGUGAAAAUUU